UAGCCGCAGCCGUCCGUCGGGAAGCUAACAGCAAAACAUGCUAACGGACGCUAAUAGCGGCCGGUUCUUUAAAAAAAAAGAGGACAGGUUAGUGACGUCAUAUUCGUUAAAACUCGGCCAACCUUUGACCUACUGGACACACCGCAGACCCAGGCGCGUUGUCAUGGUGAUCCCAGAGUCGCAGGUGUUUCCGGUGUGCGUUUUUAAAUAGCGGGUUCUACUUUAUGUGUUUGGCUGUGAGAGGCGGCGGAGGGAUACAGGGCACCGACACUGGCAGACAGGUGGAAGAAGUACUCGGAUACUCUAACAGCACUGAAAGUACUGUGUGAAUACUCCGUACUGCAGUAAUCAGUUGGGGAUCAUAAGUUCAGCGCCCACCGGAUCGUGCUGGCGGCCUCCAUCCCGUACUUCCACGCCAUGUUCACCAACGACAUGGUGGAGUGUAAACAGGACGAGAUCCUGAUGCAGGGCAUGGACCCCAGCGCUCUGGAGGCUCUCAUCAACUUUGCGUACAGCGGCCAUGUUGCGAUCGACCAGCAGAACGUGCAGUCUCUUCUGAUUGGCUCGAGCUUUCUGCAGCUGCAGAACGUCAAAGAUGCCUGCUGCUCCUUCCUGCAGGAGAGGUUACAUCCAAAGAACUGUCUGGGCGUCCGUCAGUUUGCAGAGACGAUGAUGUGUACGACUCUGUACGACUCAGCCAGCAGCUUCCUGCAUCAGCACUUCCUGGAUGUGUGUGUGUCUGAAGAGUUUCUGUCUCUGAGGACGGAGGAGCUGCUGGAGCUGGUCGGCUGUGACGAACUCAACAUCAAAGCAGAGGAACAGGUGUUUGAGGCCGUGCUGGCCUGGGUUCACCAUGACCGAGACUUGAGGGAGUCGCUGCUGCCGGAGCUGCUGUCAAAGAUCCGACUUCCUCUGUGUCGGCCUCAGUUCCUGUCGGACCGAGUCCAGACCGACGAACUUGUACGCUGCUGCCAUAAAUGCAGAGAUCUGGUGGACGAAGCCAAAGAUUUCCACCUGAUGCCGGAGCGUCGUCCUCACCUGCCGGCCUUCAAAACCAGACAGAGAUGCUGCACAACCAUCACGGGACUCAUCUACGCUGUGGGGGGACUCAACAGCUCAGGUGACUCUUUAAAUGUGGUAGAAGUCUUUGAUCCGAUUGGUAACUUCUGGGAGCGCUGUCAGCCAAUGAGGACGGCUCGCAGCAGAGUGGGCGUGGCUGUGGUCAACGGGCUGCUGUACGCCAUCGGAGGAUACGACGGCCAAUCACGACUCAGCACGGUGGAGGUUUACAACCCGGAGACGGACAGCUGGACGCGCGUAUCCAGCAUGAACAGCCAGCGCAGUGCCAUGGGAACGGUUGUGAUUGACGGACACAUCUACGUGUGCGGCGGCUACGACGGGAAAUCCUCUCUGAACUCUGUGGAGAGUUACUCUCCAGAGACGGACCGGUGGACGGUGGUGACGGAGAUGAGUGCCAGUCGCAGCGCUGCUGGUGUGACUGUGUUUGACGGACGCAUCUUUGUCUCUGGCGGCCAUGACGGUUUACAGAUCUUCAACACGGUGGAGUCCUACAACCACCACACUAACCGCUGGCACCCGGCGGCGCCCAUGAUGAACAAGCGUUGCCGGCACGGCGCGGCGGCGCUGGGCAGCAGCAUGUACGUGGUGGGGGGGUACGACGGCUCCGGUUUCCUGAGUGGCGCCGAGGUCUUCGUGUCGGCGGCGGGCCAGUGGAGCGAGCUGCCCGCCAUGAACACACGGCGAAGCCGGGUCUCGCUAGUCGCCACGUCGGGACGGCUGUACGCCGUCGGCGGCUACGACGGCCAGUCCAACCUCGGCUCGGUGGAGACGUACAACCCCGACACGGGCCGCUGGACUUUCAUGACGCCCAUGCUGUGCCACGAGGGGGGGGUCGGCGUCGGCUGCAUACCGCUACAGCCCGCCUAGAACGCACCAAUCACAGCGCAGGAUUCUAACCUUUCUCUUACUGACGCUGCAGGCGGCGCGCUACGCUGCCGGCGCAAAUCUGAGCUUUAUCGGUACGACGGCCGCGCUCAGACACGCACACUGACGCCACGCCUGGGGGAUUAUGGGUAAAAA
Molecule: messenger RNA, 2100 nt
Organism: Sander lucioperca (pikeperch)
Lineage: Eukaryota; Metazoa; Chordata; Actinopteri; Perciformes; Percidae
Gene: klhl18
Product: kelch-like family member 18
Exons: 10
Coding region: 418-1947 (509 amino acids)
Molecular function (GO): protein binding
Source: RefSeq, a predicted model, not a curated record